This is a messenger RNA of Toxotes jaculatrix (banded archerfish), 951 nucleotides long. Its product is annotated as receptor-transporting protein 3-like. The transcript is spliced from 3 exons. Bases 143 to 676 code for a protein of 177 amino acids. The record is from RefSeq and is a predicted model, not a curated record. Gene Ontology annotation, molecular function: olfactory receptor binding. Gene Ontology annotation, biological process: protein targeting to membrane; protein insertion into membrane. NCBI's taxonomy places the organism in Eukaryota, Metazoa, Chordata, Actinopteri, Toxotidae.
AAGUUUCGUUUUCCAGAGUAUCAGCUGUUGAGCGAAAAUAAAUAGAGAGGCUGUCUGCAGAGCAACAGUCAGAAACAUCGUUUCACCUCAGCGCUUCACCUCAUCUACCAGAAGCUCUUCAAAUACCCGACCAUCCAGCACCAUGAGCAGAUCCACGGACUGGACUCCUUCCCUAUGGCUGGAGACCUUUGAUGAGUUGCUGUAUGAUGACAACGAGCUGGACUAUGGAGACCCGUGGUCUCUCAACUUUAGCUACAGUCAGACAGACACAGUCACCAAGGAGGAGAGGAAGAAAGGCUGGAAGAUCUAUAGCCACUGUGCCUAUGGAAACUUCCAAUGCGCAUCCUGCUCCAAGACCUGGCCCUCAGCACGGGUGGUGGUGUUGUUCCGUUACCGGCUGCUGAGGGGCCGGGGGACAGUGAUCAUGAGGCCCUUUGGCCAGGCCUGCCGCCGUUGCCAAGACGAUGAGUUUGAUCUCCCUGGUUUUGCCAAGAAAGAGGUGGAGCAGGCUUUGCUCAGGCUGUUUUCCAAAAUCCGGAAGAAUUGCUACGGGGAGGAGGACGAUGACGAUGAUGGUGGCUCAUCAGCCUGCUCUACCAAAGUGUGGACCAAACCCCAUGAGAAGUCCCUGUGUGAAGCCUGCAUCAUGGGCAUUUGCUGUCAGGAUGAUGACUAGAAGUCUGCGUGUGUCUGUGUGUGUGUGUGUGUGUGUGUGUGUGUGUGAGAGAGAGAGAGAGAGAGUGGCUCAGUGUGUGUGAGAGGUGCAGCGAUCGACAAUCUGACUGGUUGUGUGCUGGUUCCCUGAGAAGUUGUCUAGUUAUGUAAUUAUAUAGGUUAAUUGUGAGUUGUGACAGUGAUGCACCAUCCGGACCAAUAUUAAGGGUUUAUACAGAAAAUAUAUCAGUUUGUAUUUUUUUUAUUUUGUGGUUGUUAAUAAAGUGUAAAACCUGA